GGGGAGCGAGGCGCGGGCUGCGGCUUUGUUGUACAUUGUCUUCACGGCCUCUUUCCUUCUUCCUCGCUUCCCCUGCAGAUAGUUCAUUCAGAGCCCGCAGCCACCAGCGUGGCGUUUUGCACCAAUAUGAAUCUUUUCAACUUGGACCGCUUUCGCUUUGAGAAAAGGAGUAAGGUGGAGGAAGCGCCCGAAGCGACCCCCCAGCCCGCCCAGCCCGGCCCUUCCUCGCCUAUCACUCUUAGUGCGGAAGAAGAGAAUGCUGACGGGGAAGUGAGCAGAGCAAAUACCCCCGAUUCAGACAUAACUGAAAAAACAGAAGAUUCUAGUGUUCCAGAAACUCCAGAGAAUGAAAGAAAAGCAAGUAUAUCAUAUUUCAAGAAUCAGAAAGGAAUCCAGUAUAUUGAUUUGUCUUCUGAUAGUGAAGAUAUUUCCCCAAAUUGCUCCAGUACAAUUCAAGAGAAAAAAUUCAACAAAGACACUGUGAUCAUAGUUUCUGAACCGUCUGAAGAUGAAGAGUCCCAGGGCCUUCCUCCCAUGUCACGAAGAAAUGAUGGUAUUUCAGAAUUGGAAAAUCUUUCAGAACUGGAAGAUCUUAAAGAUGCAAAACUUCAGACCUUGAAAGAACUUUUUCCACAAAGAAGUGAUACUGAUUUACUUAAGUUGAUUGAAUCAACAACCACUAUGGAUGGAGCCAUCGCUGCUGCCUUGCUAAUGUUUGGUGAUGCAGGUGGUGGGCCCAGGAAGAGAAAAUUAUCUUCUUCUUCAGAGCCAUAUGAUGACGAUGAAUUUAAUGAUGAUCAGUCUUUUAAAAAGACAAGAUUGGAUCAUGGAGAGGAAUCAAAUGAGUCUGCAGAAUCUAGCAGUAAUUGGGAAAAACAGGAAAAUAUUGUAUUGAAACUGCAAAAGGAAUUUCCCAAUUUUGAUAAACAGGAACUAAGGGAAGUACUCAAAGAACAUGAGUGGAUAUACACAGAAGCCUUGGAGUCUCUGAGAGUGUUUGCGGGAGACCAGGAUAUGCAAUAUGCUUCACAAAGUGAGGUUCCCAAUGGAAAAGAGGUUUCUUCAAGGACUCAAAAUUAUCCUAAAAAUGCACCUAAAACAAAACUGAAACAGAAAUUUUCCAUGAAAGCACAAAAUGGAUUUAACAAGAAACGUAAAAAAAAUGUAUUUAACCCUAAAAAAGUGGGUGAAGACUCUGAGUAUGACUCAGGUUCGGAUGCCGGCAGCUCCCUGGAUGAGGACUACAGCAGUGGGGAAGAGGUGAUGGAGGAUGGCUACAAGGGGAAAAUCCUCCACUUCCUGCAGGGCGCCUCGAUUGGUGAGCUCACUCUCAUUCCUCAGUGCUCCCAGAAGAAGGCUCAGAAGAUAACAGAACUCCGGCCCUUUAACAGUUGGGAGGCUCUGUUCACAAAGAUGUCUAAAACUAAUGGCUUAUCAGAAGAUUUGAUAUGGAACUGUAAAACAUUAAUCCAAGAAAGGGAUGUAGUUAUAAGACUUAUGAACAAAUGUGAAGACAUUUCAAAUAAAUUGACAAAACAAGUUACCAUGCUUACUGGUAAUGGAGGUGGAUGGAACAUAGAACAACCUUCCAUUCUAAACCAAAGUUUGUCACUCAAGCCCUACCAGAAAGUUGGUUUGAAUUGGCUGGCAUUGGUACAUAAGCAUGGACUUAAUGGCAUUUUGGCAGAUGAAAUGGGUCUAGGCAAAACUAUUCAAGCCAUUGCAUUCCUGGCAUACCUCUACCAGGAAGGCAAUAAAGGUCCUCAUCUGAUCGUGGUCCCAGCUUCAACUAUAGAUAACUGGCUAAGGGAAGUUAACUUGUGGUGCCCUACUUUAAAUGUGCUCUGUUACUACGGUUCUCAAGAAGAGCGUAAACAAAUUAGAUUUAACAUUCAUAAUAAAUAUGAAGAUUAUAAUGUAAUUGUAACUACGUAUAAUUGCGCAAUCAGCAGCUCUGAUGACCGCAGUCUGUUUCGACGUCUGAAACUUAAUUAUGCAAUUUUUGAUGAGGGCCAUAUGCUAAAGAAUAUGGGCUCCAUCCGCUACCAGCACCUUAUGACAAUUAAUGCAAAUAACCGAUUACUGCUCACAGGCACACCUGUGCAGAAUAAUCUGUUAGAACUCAUGUCACUGUUGAAUUUUGUUAUGCCACAUAUGUUUAGUAGUAGUACCAGUGAAAUACGAAGAAUGUUUUCUUCAAAGACCAAACCAGCAGAUGAGCAGAGUAUAUAUGAAAAGGAGAGAAUAGCACAUGCAAAACAAAUUAUAAAGCCAUUUAUUCUCAGGAGAGUGAAGGAAGAGGUUCUGAAGCAGUUGCCCCCCAAGAAAGAUCAAAUUGAGUUGUGUGCAAUGUCAGAGAAGCAGGAGCAACUCUACUUGGGUCUUUUCAACAGAUUAAAAAAAUCUAUCAAUAACUUAGAGAAAAAUACAGAAAUGUGCAAUGUCAUGAUGCAGCUGAGGAAAAUGGCCAAUCACCCUUUAUUACAUCGGCAGUAUUACACAGCUGAGAAGCUCAAGGAAAUGUCUCAGCUGAUGCUAAAGGAACCUACACACUGUGAGGCCAACCCCGACCUGAUUUUUGAAGACAUGGAAGUCAUGACAGAUUUUGAACUGCACGUCCUUUGUAAACAGUACCGGCACAUUAACAACUUCCAGUUAGACAUGGACUUGAUUUUGGAUUCUGGGAAAUUCCGAACUUUAGGAUGCCUCUUGUCUGAACUGAAACAGAAGGGCGACAGAGUUGUAUUAUUCAGCCAGUUUACCAUGAUGCUGGACAUUUUAGAGGUUCUCCUAAAACAUCAUCAGCAUCGGUACCUCAGAUUAGACGGGAAGACUCAGAUAUCUGAAAGGAUUCAUCUCAUUGAUGAAUUUAAUACCGACAUGGAUAUUUUUGUGUUUCUAUUGUCAACCAAAGCUGGUGGAUUAGGAAUAAAUCUGACUUCAGCAAAUGUGGUUAUACUUCACGAUAUUGACUGCAACCCUUAUAAUGACAAACAAGCAGAAGAUAGAUGCCAUAGAGUAGGCCAAACUAAAGAAGUACUAGUUAUAAAAUUAAUAAGCCAAGGGACAAUUGAAGAGUCCAUGCUAAAAAUUAAUCAACAGAAAUUGAAACUAGAACAAGAUAUGACCACAGCAGAUGAAGGUGACGAGGGGACCAUGCCAGCAGAUAUAGCCACGUUACUGAAGACGUCAAUGGGCCUGUGACGGAGCGUGAUGGGUUCCUGACUGAUGAGGAGAUCUCAACUUGGUGCACUCAAGGACAUUUACAUCAUGACGACCAUGGGGUUUAUGAACAUUUGUAACUUUUUAUAAUUUCCAUAUUGCAUUUCUCAUAGUAUGGACAACUUUUUGCCACUAACUGAACUCUCCAGAUGCUCACAUGAAAUUUCCUAAGAAGCCACAAAUAGGUAGUCCUGAAGAUGUUGAAUAAUCAUUUUACAACAGUUUUCUGAAUGGGGAUUAGUUGGUGAUUGUUUGUAACAAAUAUGCUAAUGCUUUAGAAAUGUCAGUAUUUUUGUAAUUAUUUCUACCUCCAAAUAUAUAUAUUGUCUUUCACUGGAUAACGUGUGUAGAUUUUUACAUGUGCCUUAUUUGACAAUGCUUAUGUCUUGUUUUUGCUUGUCUCAUUUGAAGUUCUUUUUUCCUGUGUUUAAAAAGUGCAGCUGGAUAGGUUUGUAGCUUUCAUUUUGUUGCUAUUUGAAGCAGAUGUUCACCAAUGUCAGCAAGAACUCAACCUGAAUCUAAAGGUGGCAUUCCAUAUUCUAACAUCCCCCAGGUCCUCUCCAUACUUUGGUUAAAACGAGUUUGUUUGGCACUAAGUUGUUUCCCAGUGAAUAGUAACUAAAGAAGCCCUUCCCUUGCUCCAUGGCCUCCUUCUGUUCCUUCCCCUACUGCACUGUUGUGGUCGUUCCUUCUGCCUACUCUUGUGCAUGUUUUCAUUGCUUUCCUCCUGCCUUUUGCUUCUCUUGAAACUGCUGCCAGGUCACUCCUGCUCCAGCUCUCUUCCUCUGAGUACUUUCUUCUUGCCACACCCAUUUAUCCGCCAAAUAUUGGCAACACUUUUUUAGUUUAUCAGACCAAGUUACUUAAAGCUGUCUGACUCAAGGGCAGACUGGAUGUGACUUCACAUUGAGGCAGCAUUGGGUACUGUGUGGAAAUAGGUCAUUAACUUUAUAAACUCUUAUCAAAAAACGUAACUUAGCAGUUUCCAGAAUUUCCAGUUUAAAACCGCCCGAAGAGAGAGCCAUUGUUCAAUUCCAAUUCAGUGUGAGUGACAAGGUAAAAUUUAGAAGUAAAGUUGUCUAUUUGCUAUUGAACUCUUUGUUAUAUCUUCCUUUAAAUUUUUGUCUGUCAGUCUAUAUUGCUGUUUUUAUUAUGCAUCAGUUUCUUUGUAUAACUUGUGAGUUUCAUGUGUUUUUUUAUUAUGUAAAUAUCAUUAUAAAUAAACUUAUUUAUAAAUCAAAGAUUUGUUAAUUAUUGGAGAUCACACUUUUAAAGACGCUGAACCUGCCACGAUGCUAAAUAAGUAAACCCUCUGGAUUUAGAAAGCAAAUGAAGCUCUUAGAGUGAUUCUUUAGAUGUUACAGGCUCAGAAAACACAGUUCAGUAGGUUUAUGGAAGUAUAUCGAAUAUACUGAAUAUAUUUUAGCAUUAUAGGGCUAAAAAGGAUCUUCAAACAUUAAUACUACCUCCUUCAAUAUCACAGUACCCAAAUCACUUAGAUUGUUGGGAAUAUUACCUUCUAAAGUCUUAACAGUAGAUUUUUCAUAACUUUUCUGUAUUAAUGUUUAUCUUCAGUGAUAGGCUGUUUUUUAUUGUUAUUGUUAUAUUUUUAUCUCUAAUAUAGUUAGGUUAUUCCUGUAAUGCUUUAUUAUGUGGUGGGCUUAAUAAAACUAUUUGUGAUCGUAAAUUGUAUUUUCA
Fukomys damarensis (Damara mole-rat) is the source of this 4920-nucleotide messenger RNA. RefSeq names its product SWI/SNF-related, matrix-associated actin-dependent regulator of chromatin, subfamily a, containing DEAD/H box 1 (gene Smarcad1). Gene Ontology annotation, molecular function: DNA binding; ATP binding; chromatin binding. The transcript is spliced from 23 exons. The record is from RefSeq and is a predicted model, not a curated record. Bases 127 to 3204 code for a protein of 1025 amino acids. NCBI's taxonomy places the organism in Eukaryota, Metazoa, Chordata, Mammalia, Rodentia, Bathyergidae. Gene Ontology annotation, cellular component: nucleus.